Parnassius mnemosyne (clouded apollo) is the source of this 1302-nucleotide messenger RNA. The record is from the annotation of a GenBank genome assembly. NCBI's taxonomy places the organism in Eukaryota, Metazoa, Arthropoda, Insecta, Lepidoptera, Papilionidae.
AGACACAGGAUUCACCUUACUGUAAGGUGAAUUCUAAGGCUUGUAUUCCGAUGCAUGCAAAUGUAACUGUGGAAAAGGUUUACUAACACACUGAGUCACCAUGUUCUUGUGAGUCUGAGAAACACGUUUAUGGGUGGUUAGGUUAGCGAGGGAAGGAGGGGACAUUAUACAAGUAAUAUAUACGUUAAGAUCACGUCGAUUUUGUCCUGUAUCAACCAUGCAACUUAUCGAGUCGUACGGAUUCUCAAAUUAUUUGGUUACAGCGAUUGAGUGACCUGAUACAGAACACUACCUAGUGGUAAAGUCCUGGAAAGAUUAAAAUCAAUUAUGGAUAAAAUUGUAAUGUUUUUAGUAAUAUCUUUAUUCUUUAGUCCGAAGACUAAUGGUCGAAGCUGGCAUCAUUCACAUAAAGGACAUUUUGAUAGAGACCAUGGCAUAGUUUUUGAAGAUCAUGGUGAACCGCGCUGGCAUCCUACCGACGAGGUAUUCAAUGAAUGGAAACAUCAUGACCGUUACGAAUCAAACAAUAAACGUCUGAAGAAUUGGAGUCCAGAUCGCGUGUGGUUCCCUGACUUCAUCGAUAACCCUGUUAGUACUUCUACUCCAUCAAAGCUAGUACCUACAACUUUGUCAUCAAGAACUGUCGAAGACUGUAUCAGAGAAUGCCCCACUUCGUUAGAAUACAACCCUGUAUGCGGAACUGAUAAAGUAACCUACCCGAAUUUAGGACGCUUGGAAUGCACCCGCUUGUGUGGAAUAGACGUCAGAAUUCAAAGUAGAUUGCCAUGUUCGUUAGUAUCUGAAGAACUAAGCAAUCCCACAAGUGAGGAUAGUCCUUCAUUCGCUGAAUUACUACGACAAUGUGAAGUUUCAUGUCCUGCCACGUCAGAGUACAAUCCUAUUUGCGGAACUAAUAACGUAACUUACAUUAACCGAGGACGACUUGAAUGCGCCAAAACCUGUGGUGUUGACGUAGAAGUGAAACGAUUAAGUCCCUGCCCGAAACCUGCCGCAACCGAGACCUCGAUCAUAGACGAUAUUUACAAUCCUAGUGAAGAAGGGGAAGAUGUAAGGACGACUACUACAAGCAGUAAUAAAUUUACACAGUCUACUGAAGCAUUGGAUCGACUAAAUUUCACCAUACAACAAGAUAUACUAAAUGACAUUUUUAAUAUACCCACAACCGAUUCUAACGAAAUUGAUAUUGACAUUAGGCAAAACGAAUAACGCUCAUUGUAUUUAGUUUUGAUAGUAAAUUAUUUAACAACAAAAAUACAAAUAUAUUAUAAAUGUACAUACAUG